Messenger RNA from Engraulis encrasicolus (European anchovy), 951 nucleotides. RefSeq names its product chromosome 13 C2orf49 homolog (gene tslig2). Gene Ontology annotation, cellular component: tRNA-splicing ligase complex. The coding region runs from base 22 to 708 and encodes 228 amino acids. Lineage: Eukaryota; Metazoa; Chordata; Actinopteri; Clupeiformes; Engraulidae. The transcript is spliced from 4 exons. The record is from RefSeq and is a predicted model, not a curated record. Gene Ontology annotation, biological process: embryonic morphogenesis.
UGCACGUUGGAAACAGAUCGGAUGUGCGCCUGCCUGGAGUGGAUGCAGAAAAUGGCAAACCACCGGCUGCAUGGACGUGAUGGAAAAGACAAGAAUGCAGAUGAAGGAUCGUCCGUUACAGACAUGCUACUCCACCCAGAGCUUCUGUCUGAGGACUUCAUCAAAUUGGUUCUGCAUGAGAGGAAUAUUCAGGUAGAUGGUGAUGGAAGUGAAGACCACCUUACGGAUCUGUACAUGCGGCACGUCAUACCCCUGCCUCAGCGAGAAUUACCAAACAGCCGCUGGGGAAGGAAGAUGCAGAAAACCAGAGGACCAACUUCAUCUCACAGUCACACCUCGAGCAGUGACCCAGGCAGGAAGAGGCCACUCAUCGUGUUUGAUGGGAGCUCCACGGGAAGUGUCAAAGUGAAGAAGCAUGACUCCUACCACACGCCCGGCGCCACCGACCGCCUGAAGCCUCCUCCUGGCCAAGUCAACCUGGCCAACCCCAUCCGCAAGCUUUCAACAAGCACCUCCUCGCCCAAUUCGUCAUCGUCGUCUUCGUCAUCAUCUUCAUCCUCCUCAUCGACAGUCAGGAGUCCCAGUGGGCACACGUCAUCGGAACAUUCAAACACAGCCACAUUAAAGAGGCCAGGGGAUAGUGACGCCAGUGGGGAGCUGCGAUCCCCUGACGUGAAGAAGAAGAUUCAUCACGUCACGUGGCCCUGACCCUGGCCUCCUCCACCACUGGAAGAAUGGAGUGUGGGCGGUCACUUUUGGAAUAGGCGUUAUCCAGUCCAGCAGACUCUGAAGCCACUCAGUCAAGGACCAUCUGAUUUGACUGACUGAUUGAUUGAUUGACAAUGUCACGCCCCUGUCUGUCAGAUCAGAUGCAUGUUGUCAUGUCAGACUUUCUCCUCUCUAAAGGUUCCACACUACAACACACACACACACACGCACACACACGCAUGC